Aspergillus homomorphus CBS 101889 is the source of this 1050-nucleotide messenger RNA. RefSeq lists its product as uncharacterized. The annotation marks the transcript as partial. The transcript has a single exon. NCBI's taxonomy places the organism in Eukaryota, Fungi, Ascomycota, Eurotiomycetes, Eurotiales, Aspergillaceae. The record is from RefSeq and is a predicted model, not a curated record.
AACGAAAUGAUGUCCUCAUCAUUCGCCCCAAGCCUCACCCGCCGCGACACCAAAUCCAGCAUCAGCCAUGAAAGCAGCAGCGGCGUCGGGCUGGGUCACAGCAGCAGCGCCGGACCGCUCCCGCCGCCCCUGACCAGCAACAACGGCUCGUACGGUCCGCAGAGCGCAGCGGCGGUCUACCAGCACGUCCACGACAUGGCGGCGAAGCGGAUCUCGACGCUGGGCUACCUCCGCAAAGCGCACGAAGGGCGCAUCUACUGGUUCAACACGGUGAAUUUCUCGCGCGCAGACAUCAGCCGGAUGCCGUACUUUGAGGCGCGCAAACUGGCCCGGCGCGCCAUCAAUUUCCUGCUGCUGGGCCUUUCCCUACCGCCCAUCCUAGACGUCAGCACCACGCCCGUCGAAUUCCUGCGCGCCCUGAACGCCCUCCUCCUCGAGUUCGAAGCCUUCCAGCAGGUCCACUCCCCCGAAGGACCGGCCUCCUCCACCGCCUCCGCCCUCGCCCGCGCCCGCAUCCCGCAGAUGUUCAAGCGCGCCGCCCACGCCGGCACCUACUCCUCCAAAGCCCGCCGCGCCAGCUCCGCCACAGAGAUCGGCCUCCCCAUGCAGUCAAGCGACCCCUCCGACCUGAAGGCCAUGGCCGCAGGCUCGAUGUCUUCCUCCUCGUCCGCAGCAGCAGCAGCCGCCGCCUCAGCCGCCGCCUCGUCCGCUUCGAUGGGCUUCCCGCACACCGAGGCCUCCGAGCUCCUCCCCGGCGAGGAAUACACGUACCUCCUGACGCCCCUGCUCCCCUUCGAACCAGACUACUUCGAGACCUUCGUCACGCUCUGCGAUGUUCUGAUCGACUGCUACACCCGCCUGGUCUCGCUCGUCUACACCCCCAGCAUCUGCACCGUCGCCUUGGGCGAGAUGUUCUCCAAGGCUGACGCCAAAAUCCGCAAGAUCAUGGUCGCGGGCAUUAUUCGCGAGUUCGAAGACUCGAGUCGUCUGCAGGCGAAGAAUGAAAUUGCGGGCGUUAGUCGCGUCGUGCUUGGCGGGUUGAUGGGAUAG